UGCUGCCUGGGGCUGUUGCUGGUUCCAGGCCUUCGGGUCGCCCCUUGGCCUCUGGUCAUGUGAGCCCAUAGUCCUUCCUGCCUUGGUGACAGCGUGUACGAAAAGCCGGGGCUCGAUUUGGACAUAGUAGGAAUCCUAUUAUUGAGACCCUGUAUAUAGAAAAACAUGGUAGUUUCUACCUUCAUCAGUUAAUAAAAUCAAAUACCUACUAUUGCUAUUCUUAAUCAUAAUUACAUUGAAUUUGCGAUGGGGGUGGGGGGAAAUGCAUGUCAUUGCAGUUGAUACCUGUUAAGAAACUCUCCAUUUGUGCCCUGAAAACCAUAAUGGAGAUAUCAAUGCCUCCACCUCAGAUAUAUGUAGAAAAAACUCUGGCCAUUAUCAAACCAGAUAUUGUUGACAAAGAAGAGGAGAUACAAGAUAUUAUUCUUAGAUCCGGAUUCACCAUUGUUCAGAGAAGAAAACUACACCUCAGCCCUGAGCAAUGUAGUAACUUUUAUGUGGAACAGUAUGGAAAAAUGUUUUUCCCCAAUUUAACAGCUUACAUGAGUUCUGGACCACUUGUCGCCAUGAUAUUAGCUAGACAUAAAGCCAUCUCUUAUUGGUUAGAACUUUUGGGACCAAAUAAUAGCUUAGUAGCGAAGGAGACACAUCCAGACAGUCUGAGGGCAAUUUAUGGCACAGAUGACCUAAGGAAUGCACUUCAUGGGAGUAAUGACUUUGCUGCUGCGGAAAGAGAGAUACGUUUUAUGUUUCCUGAAGUGAUUGUUGAGCCCAUUCCAAUUGGACAAGCUGCUAAGGACUAUUUAAAUUUACAUAUAAUGCCAACUCUGCUUGAAGGACUCACAGAGCUUUGUAAGCAAAAACCAGCAGAUCCUUUGAUUUGGCUAGCUGACUGGCUGCUGAAAAAUAAUCCUAACAAACCCAAACUUUGUCACCAUCCAAUUGUAGAAGAACCUUAUUAAAAAAAAAUCCUCCAAAGAACAAAUCAUGAACUAUCUUAUUGUAAAAGGCUGUACUUGUACUGUUUGAAAAAAUUGUUUCUAGGGUUUAAGUAACUACAAGUAAAAUAAAUUUAUUUCUUAAAAAUAAGUGUUAAAGGAAUAACUAUUCUAUGAAGCAGAUAACAUUAAGGUAAAAUAUAGGCUUAGAGUAUGAUUUUCACAAUGAUGUAACACUAGUUAAUGGAAAACUGAUGUAAGAUGUUGCUAGAUGUUUUUCUUAAGUUUGAGAAGUAAGACAUAAAGUUUAGUUAUACAUUUUCCCAAGCACAUAUCCUAUAUCUAGAUACAUAAUUAAUGCACAGUUGAGACAGUCUAGUUUAAAAGGCAUAGGUCCUUUUGUAGUCCAUAAGCAUGAUGAUUUGGUUUCAUGCUCAUGUGUGAGAUAUGCUUCCCUCAAACCUUGUUACAGCAUCAUCACAUUACCUCUUUGAUGUAAAAAAUAAAAAAUAGAAAGGUGUAA
This is a messenger RNA of Nomascus leucogenys (northern white-cheeked gibbon), 1461 nucleotides long. RefSeq names its product NME/NM23 family member 5 (gene NME5). Gene Ontology annotation, molecular function: nucleoside diphosphate kinase activity. The record is from RefSeq and is a predicted model, not a curated record. NCBI's taxonomy places the organism in Eukaryota, Metazoa, Chordata, Mammalia, Primates, Hylobatidae. Gene Ontology annotation, biological process: negative regulation of oxidative stress-induced intrinsic apoptotic signaling pathway; UTP biosynthetic process; spermatid differentiation.